Molecule: messenger RNA, 1010 nt
Organism: Salvelinus sp. IW2-2015
Lineage: Eukaryota; Metazoa; Chordata; Actinopteri; Salmoniformes; Salmonidae
Product: SEC14 domain and spectrin repeat-containing protein 1-B
Molecular function (GO): phosphatidylinositol-3,5-bisphosphate binding; phosphatidylinositol-5-phosphate binding; phosphatidylinositol-4,5-bisphosphate binding
Source: RefSeq, a predicted model, not a curated record
GCCUCUGUAGUAAAAGUCCAGCCCCCUGAAAACAAACCAUAUUUCAAUAGCAAAUCCAGUGUCGAUAUGGCUGAGUUGUAACUUUUGAGGAUACAAUUUUUAUAACGGCGUCUAAAGCCUUGAAAGAUGUGAUCACAUAGAUGUGAUCGCGUAGGCUAACGGUCCAAAAAAUCAGUGGAACUCGGUCUGAUAAAAAUUGCGAUUUUUCACUAGAAACAGCUGCUUACUGCUGCUCCUCCUACAAACUACAUUGAUUCAACAUCGUAUAACGGUACAUACUUCGUCCUGUUUCGUCUGAGCCACAAGCCAGUUGUUGGGGGAGAACCUCGUGCUACCGCUACAGUGAUACAAACGCUGCUUCUUAUUCAGCACGGAACAUGGGUCCAGAAGGAAAGGUUUGAAGGAGGUACCUUUGAUUUCUAGGAAGACUGAAGGGUGGAACUUGCCAGGAUGGAUGCCACCAACAUACUGCCCAUUCUGAAGAAACGCCUAGCCUUCUUGUCAGGAGGCAAGGACAGACGCAGUGGGCUGAUCCUCACCAUUCCACUAUGUACAGACCAGACCAGUAUGGAGGAGCUCAGCUCCACGUUGGAUUACCUCCUUGGCAUCCCCAGUGACAAGUGUAAAGCAAGAGGCUUCACAGUCAUCGUGGAUGGACGGAAGUCUCAGUGGAACAUAGUGAAGACGGUGGUGCUCAUGUUGCAGAAUGUCAUUCCAGCAGAGGUGUCCCUGGUGUGUGUGGUGAAGCCUGAUGAAUUCUGGGACAAGAAGGUCACUCAUUUCUGCUUCUGGAAGGAGAAGGACAGACUAGGCUUUGAGGUGAGUGUCUUGUCUCUAUCUCACUUUCUCCUUCUCUCUCUCUACCCCUCUUCUUGCUCCUCUCUCUCUCUCCACAUCUCUCCCUCUCUUUCUCCCCCCUCACUCUCUCCUAAUAAUGUUGUAUCUCUGAGCAGCAGAAUCCUAUCCGCCUUCAACUCCCAGAGGGACAGAUUAUGACCAGAAUUGAAUUU